This is a messenger RNA of Solanum lycopersicum (tomato), 1415 nucleotides long. RefSeq names its product heavy metal-associated isoprenylated plant protein 9. The record is from RefSeq and is a predicted model, not a curated record. Gene Ontology annotation, molecular function: metal ion binding. Lineage: Eukaryota; Viridiplantae; Streptophyta; Magnoliopsida; Solanales; Solanaceae.
GGGGCAGGGGUUUGAAAUGUAAAAUUGAAAGAAACCCAUGUGAGACCAACUUUGAAGAAUGAAGGUCUUUACACUCAAAUCAUUAGUACUUUAGCAUCCCCAAAGUUUCAUACAACCCAUUUUUGUUCAACUUACCAAGUUGUAUUGCUAAAUUCUUUUAUAACAGUAAUAUUCGGGUCAACUUGCAUACACUUCGAUUAAUUUUAUCAAAUACCUACUACUACCUCUACUAACACAGAUAGAUACCAUGUAACUCUGUCCAACUAUCACUUAAUGAUUUACCUCCAGUGAGAUUUAAACUUGAAAACUCAUAGUUCUCGACCUACUUUAUAUUCUCUGUGCUAUUUAUAUUCUUUAUGUCCAUAAAUUUGGGUAUCCUCUGCUUUGUGGAAUCCCCUUUAUCCUUCCUCUCCCUCUACCUCAUGAAUAUAGUUUCCAACUAAUAUACAAAAAGGAGGAAUCAAAUAGGAUGGUACCCUUUUAUGCAGAUAGUUCGACUGCAUGUGCUUUGCCAUUGCACAGUUAGCUUUCAUGCAUACAAUUUUGCAAACUCAUAUUGACCUUUUAUAUAUUAUAGUUUGAUUCUCGUCGUUUUCGGUAUAUAAAACCUUGUAGCUGGUUUCUCCUCACUACUCAUCAGCAGAGACAAUGAGUAAAGAAGCCAAAAAGGAGCUCGUUAAGGAACCGAAAAUAGAGGAAGAGAAGACAGAAGAACUAAAACAACAUUCUCCUUUAAUUUUGUGCAUAGACUUGCAUUGUUUAGGAUGUGCCAAGAAGAUUGAGAGGACCAUUUCAAAGAUCAGAGGGGUAGACAGAGUAAUGAUAGAUAUGGAGCAAAACCAAGUGACAAUAAGCGGAGUGAUCGAACCACAAGCAGUGUGUGCCAGCAUUGUUAAGGAAACAAAAAGAACAGCAAAAGUAUUUUCGCCUUUACCACUAGCUGAUGAACCUAUUCCUGGAGUUGUUGCUUCACAGGUUAACAGAUUGACGACAGUUGAGCUAAUUGUUAACAUGCAUUGUGAGGCAUGUGCCAAACAGCUAAAAAGAAAGAUUCUAAAAAUGAGAGGGGUGAGAACCGCGGAAACAGAUCUGACCUCAGGGAAGGUAAUUGUAACAGGAAGCAUAGACGCCAACAAGCUCGUUGACUAUGUCUACAGACGAAAAAAGCAGGCCAAAAUUGUACUUCAACAUGAACCGCGGAAGCAUAAGGAAGAACAAAAUCCAGAUGAAGAAGCUAAGAAACUCGAAGAAAGAAACAAAGCAUCAGGAGGAGAAGAAACCAUCAAUAAGAUGAUGUAUUAUUGUCAACCACUUCAUGUGAUUGAAAGAAUCCCACCUCCUCAACUCUUCUCCGAUGAAAAUCCUAAUGCAUGUUGCAUAACGUAACCAAUAAUAACAGGUACUCGAAAGAUCAU